CAAAUAUUAUAUAGAUGGCGAUAUUGCAAUAUCGGUGUGUAGGUCUCCGACAAAAAAAUUUGUGUAUGGUGAUUAAACUACAUUAGAAGUUAAAAUAUUGUUUGUGUGUCUUAUUGUAACUUCGAUUUAGUCAUCGGAUCGGUGAAAUUUCAACUGAAAGUGAACAACUAAUUCGAAAUGGAUGUAAAUAUCAUUUCGGAAAAUAAAGAUGGCGAUUCGACGCGCCCCAUCGCGCCAGAGGCGCCAUCUAUACUGGAUGUGCCAAACCAGAAAUUUGAAGGAACCAAGAAGAAAAGGCGACGCGGGAAGUCUAAAAGAAAAAUCAUGAAACCUUUUGUGAAGACUCCUUGGCAAGAUGGAAGAAAGUACGAUAAUUCCAAAAGGAAUUAUCGGUUCAGGAAAAUGGUUCUGGCGAACACUCAUGCUCCUUUCAACAACAAUCAGUUUUUAAUGGAAAUUCAUAAACCAGAACCUGAAAAUAAUUUUCAUGAUCUGCAAACCCCAUCAGCGCGCACCCGGGACUCAAGCUUCAGCGUAGAUUCUGAGGAUAAUUACUUUUUUUCUCUACCAGAGGAUGAGGAAGAAUAUUUAACAAAAGAAUUUUCCAGUGUUUAUGAGGAUGCUCAAAGUGAACGUUUGUCAAAUAUGUCCAAGAGUGAACUGAUCCAGGAAUAUCUUCUACUUGAAGCCAAAUAUGAUAAUCUUGUCAAGAGGAGUGAUCGUCGACCCAAAGGAAUGGAAGAAGACAAAGACACUACAGGUGAACUAGAUAAUUCACUUGAUAAGGAUGGUAUGAUGAUUGAAAAAGACACUUCAGGGACUUCCAUUGAAUCUAAUGUUACGGAAGAAUGUUCCAGUGAUUUGUUGCAACGCCUGAAGGAACAGGAGGAGCAGAUUCGUGAACUUGAAGCGGCCAAUGAGAAGCUUCGCAAUGACAAUGAGCAUUUAAGACAGAGGACACAGAGCUCAUCCAGUGAGGAUUCCGAGAGUGAUAGCUCUACCUCAGCAAGUGACAGCAGCUCCAGCCGGAGUACCAGUCCAGUUGAGGAACUGGCCACAGAAGUGGAGGUUAAUGGAUAUGCAUCCACAGAGGAGCCAGUGAUGGUCAACGGAGUGAAUGGAACGGCAGAAGCUGUCGAGCCCCAGCCCCUUGUGAAUGGUUUUCAUGACCCUAAUGAACUGGAGCUUGAUGAAGAUCCAUAAACUUUUUUCCUUACAAUAAAUUAGUUUUUAUACUUUAAAAGUCUGUACAUUAUUUUAAAAGUAUUUCAGUUUCAUAUUUUUUUUGUUUAUACCUGGUUUUAUAAUUGUUCUUAUUGGGAACAGUGUUAUAAUUUUAUAUAUGUAUGCAUUUAGUAAUUGCAGGUGUUUUACAAAAAAAUCCUUUAAGAUUGUUACACUGUAAGAAUGUAAUGGUGAGAUCUCAAGUUAUUAGGCUUAAACUAAAUCUGUGAUAUCCUUUAUGAUGUGGAUAUUUUGUCAAUGAAAAAAAGGUGAGAUGAUAGUGAUAUUUCCAAUAGGUCUCACUUUUAUGUUGGUACAGUGGAUUGUAUGUUAGAUUUAAGGUUUAAAAUGUAUGUGAAGAGUUAUAAUUUAUUAGCCAUUUCGUGUAAGGGAUAUUUUAUGAUUAUUGUUGGACUUCUUAGUAGUAGGUACCCAUUUUUAUUUCUUUCAACCAAAUUGCAUGUGUCAAGUAGAUUGAGGUAAGCUAUAUAUUAUGCCACUGUUGUAUUUUAUGCUUAAACAGGGUUUUUUUUUAAUGCCAUCACAGUAAGUCUUAAGGGAGAGGAAGGCUAUAGCUCAGUGAAUGAAAUAAUGUUAUAUUUAUGGGUUUUAUUGAUAUAAUAAAUAGGUACAAUGCUAGUUGGAGGGGAGUGAAUGAAUGUACCAUGGAGUGGUGACUAGUUAUUACUCUGAUCUCUUGCAGUGAAUGUAUAUUUUGGAUUACAGGACUGGCUAAUUGUUUGUAUAGGAUACCUUCCUGUCUCUUGGGCAAUACCAACUUUUUAGUGAUAUUAAGUUACUAAAAUAAAGUACUAUACAUGUAAAUUAAA
Cydia strobilella is the source of this 2054-nucleotide messenger RNA. It is a transcript of the gene Hexim, whose product is annotated as protein HEXIM1. Gene Ontology annotation, molecular function: 7SK snRNA binding; cyclin-dependent protein serine/threonine kinase inhibitor activity. The transcript has a single exon. Gene Ontology annotation, biological process: negative regulation of transcription by RNA polymerase II; negative regulation of cyclin-dependent protein serine/threonine kinase activity. Gene Ontology annotation, cellular component: cytoplasm; nucleus; nucleoplasm. The record is from RefSeq and is a predicted model, not a curated record. Bases 178 to 1203 code for a protein of 341 amino acids. Lineage: Eukaryota; Metazoa; Arthropoda; Insecta; Lepidoptera; Tortricidae.